Cladophialophora psammophila CBS 110553 is the source of this 387-nucleotide messenger RNA. RefSeq lists its product as uncharacterized. Gene Ontology annotation, cellular component: Vps55/Vps68 complex; endosome. The record is from RefSeq and is a predicted model, not a curated record. Bases 1 to 387 code for a protein of 128 amino acids. Gene Ontology annotation, biological process: late endosome to vacuole transport via multivesicular body sorting pathway. NCBI's taxonomy places the organism in Eukaryota, Fungi, Ascomycota, Eurotiomycetes, Chaetothyriales, Herpotrichiellaceae. The transcript is spliced from 3 exons.
AUGACGGCCGGGUUGAAAACGAUUAUUGCGCUCUCCUUUGUCCUUGCCAUCGGAUUCCUCCUCGUCAUCCUCUCCGCGGCGUUGUUCCAUAACUUCCUCACCCUCCUCGUUGUCGCAACAUAUGUGUUGGCGCCCGUACCAAACUGGGUGGCAGGAAGAUGUGCCAACGCCGAUGACUUUAUCGAGAGCAAUUCCGGGGCUUGGAUAGACCUGGGUCGCUUUGCUACGGGAUUUCUCGUGCUUAUGGGGAUCGCCUUGCCGGUACUACUUGCGCAUUCUGCUCUUAUUCAAGUUCCAGCCAUGAUUAUGUCCAUUGUGGGCGGGUUGCUGAUAUACGGCACCAUCAUCAGCUUCACCCAGUUUUUCAAGGAGGAACAGGACUUUUAA